This is a messenger RNA of Ambispora leptoticha, 435 nucleotides long. The record is from the annotation of a GenBank genome assembly. NCBI's taxonomy places the organism in Eukaryota, Fungi, Glomeromycota, Glomeromycetes, Archaeosporales, Ambisporaceae.
AUGCCUUUGAUUGACGAAAUUAAUCCAUAUAAUAAUAUCGAUGGCACUUCUACACCAUUGGAAUCUAAUUCAUGUAAUUGUGUUAAUUGUAUUGAUGACGAUAACUGUGAUCGGUCACAGAAAGAAAGAAAAGGUGGUUCCAACUUCAGACGAAGUAUGGAAACAUGUUAUCAAAGGUAUAAAGUAAAUCCAGGACAUUACAAGGCCAAACGUUUUCAUUGUAAGAAAUUCUGGCCGAGGGAAAAUAAUAUUACUUACACAAGAAAUUCUCAACUACCUACGCAAAUUAAUAAUCAUUACGAUGAGCUUCUUUUAAAGACCUGGAUAGUAACCGAUAUUCCAUUUGAAGUAAUUGAAACUCCGUUUAUUAAGAAUCUAUUUAAAACUCUCGUUCCUGCUUAUGUGUUGUCAUCUCGUACAACACUAUCGGGAUGA